UGAAGCAAACGAGACCUUUUUAGGAAAUGGAAUUCUGUCAUUGCUUUUCUCCCUAAAUGUGGAUUUUGUCGAUGGACAACAGUGUAACUGUGUUGACCUGUCAGUAAAUCCAGAGGCGCCGCUAUGGCCGCCAUGCAGCAGGAAUACCCCACAGUCCUCCUGGGGAUCCUGGAGGAACUGGCCAACAUGCGGCAGUGGCUGACCUUCCAGGACCUGUGCCGCAUGGUCAGCACCCGCUUCGACCUGGAGCACCUCGUGGAGCUCAGGAGUCUGCUGUUUGCCGCUGCCAGCAGGGACCCCUGUUUUCCAGCCACCCUCUUCAGAGACCGGGUUGCCGCCAGGGGUCAGGGGCUUUCACCCAUAGGGGUCGCUGCGGACAUAGUGACUAUCUUUAAUCUCCUUCAGAUGACGGGUGGAGUCUCUGAUUCCAGCCACACCAUGAGAUCUGAGCCGGUCCUCCCCGUCGACCUGUCUCCGGGCCCCAGCCUGCCCGGAAUCCACCCUCUGGAGGUUUCUGGUGGGGAACGUGUUUGGGCUCACUCUGACCCUGGAGGGAGGUCUGUGGAGCAGCACCUGCUGUUUCCAAGGCCGAAUUAUUCUGCCCGCAAACGAGCAAGUCUGCCCCCAGAUCCCAUCUCCUUUGUGCCCUCCCCUCCCAUCAGGACGAGGGCGGUGUCUUUUGAUCUGCCUCAUACCACGCAUUCAUACCCCACGAGUCCGAUUCCCCAGGAGUCUAUGAGAAGCAUCUACCUUCCUUUGGAGACGGACAGUGAUUCCAGUGGCGAUUCGGCUUCCAUGGAUGUUUUUGAGGUUGAGCCAGAAUCCUCGGUUGACCAGAAGAGGAACAUCUUCAGAAAGGACUUCCAUCGCCAGCCGCCUCUCAUACCGCAGGUGACCAUCAGCAGCGAAUCUCCAAGCCCCAAAGCGGGACCCAUGGGCUUCGACAAUGUCAACUUCAACAUGAUCCAAAAUCCCUACGCGUCGCCGACGGCAACGCACAAAUUGCCGGACUCUAAACAACAAAACCUGGAGGAUCUGCAGGACUCAACCUAUUUUGGGCCGGGGUCGGUCCCAGAGCCCUCGCCCAUACACCUUCCUCUACCGACCAGGACCAGGCCCGCCUGGAGCGGCAAGAGUCACAGUCUGGAGGACCAGAUAAGUGCCGGUAGUGUCGAUAUGGGGAUGGGAGCAAAACCAGGACAGCUUCCGAGGCGCUCCACACCUGCAAUCAGCACUUUGGUGGGGUCCUUGGGUGGAGGCAGUGCAGAUAGUGGGUUACCAAGUGGAGGCGAUGGCGUGAAGGCUCAGGGAACACAAACAGACCCCCCGGAUCCCAGGAGGCUCCGAAGCUUAGUUCAUGCUGACCGCCUCUCAUUCAUGACCUCCUUGGAUGACCCUGAGUUCGGUGAGGAUGACGUCAGUGCCAUCUUCCGCUUCUUAGAUGACAUCAGCAUGUGCGGCUCGACGGGAGUGCUGCACUCCGGCGAUGGCGGCAUCAGCCAGGACACCCCCGAGGGCAGACGCGGGCGCCUUGGUCAGCUCAAAAGACUGUUCCAUUCUUUGGAGAGCAGUGACGAUGGACUCCAAGCAAGCGUCUGCAAGCUGCUGCUGCGCAUGAGUCAGAUAGAAAGACAGCUGGAGUCACUGAACGACGUCAAAGCCGAGAUCUCUCAGGUUCUCUCCGCUCUGCAGCGGCUGGACGAGAAGAUCCAGCAGCCAGUCGUCGGGGGGGUUCAAGGCACUGGUGGGAGAUGGUACGAGGCCCUCAGCGGGGUCUCCUCUUUCAUGAGCCAACCCAUAACUCCCUCCGAGUUGUCGGAUCCUCAGCCUUUGUCGGCGUCCGGACAUCUGCUACCGAGGACCAGCACCAGCAGCCUGGACUGGAACCGCUGGAACACCCCCGGGGAUCAAACCGAGAGCAGCAAAAGCCUGGGAGAUUCCAAAGGGGUUAAAGAUGGGAAGAAGGACGCAACGUCCCGCCGCGCCUCCAAAACUCAGGCGGAGGAGAAAACCGUCUCUGACAACAAACAGCCGAUUGUUUCCAACUCUGCAAAAGACUGGAAAGUGUCUUUCUCCAGGAGAAAAGGCAGCAAAUCAUCAGAAAGAAAACUGGGGCAGGCUGAUCAGUCGGAGAGCACCACCAACCUACUCUCCCAAAAGCCCACCAGCAUGGUGGAACAAGUGUUAAACUCCUCCCUAUUCCAUCAAAAGGACGCCAGUCUCACACGGGGGCUCGCCACGGCAAAGGUCAUCGACCCCAAGCUGGCUGAGGGGAGAGGAAGACCCAUAUGGACCGUCGACGACAGAGAAGCCCGGAUCUCCCCUCUGGAUCUACAGGCUCAGGACUCUCUCAACCCCAACAUGGACUUCUGGGUGGACGACAUUUACACUCCCGGCUACGACGCCCUCCUCAGACGGAAGGAGGCUAACCUCCGCCGCAUCAAGAUCUGCAAGCUGGUUGCCCUCGUCGCCAUUGUGGUGGCCAUUACCCUCAUCAUCGUCAUCCCCAUUUGCACAGUAGUCUCUUAAAGCCCCUCACAGAAACUCACGUUGUUGCCUAUCCUCUUUCCUUUCUUUGCGCUCCGUCCGCUGUUAUCUGAAACUUGCACGUCAUCCUAACAGAGUUGGGAAAUGGUGAUCAAGUGAACUCUUAGUACCUCCUCGUGGUUUUUUUUUGGCACGAUGCAACAUCUUUGAUUUCCAGAGAGAAUGCAAGUUGUGCAUAAAGUUUGAUUAAACUGUAAAUCCUGCCAAGAGUUUUUCUUCAAAUUGCUGUGAUUGUUUCAGCUGGCUGCAUAAUAAAGUCUUAAACUAGUAAUACUGAGCCAAUGCAAACAUGCCAA
Oryzias latipes (Japanese medaka) is the source of this 2843-nucleotide messenger RNA. RefSeq names its product membrane integral NOTCH2 associated receptor 1. The record is from RefSeq and is a predicted model, not a curated record. Lineage: Eukaryota; Metazoa; Chordata; Actinopteri; Beloniformes; Adrianichthyidae. Gene Ontology annotation, cellular component: plasma membrane. Gene Ontology annotation, biological process: negative regulation of cell population proliferation; negative regulation of TOR signaling.